AUGCAGCCCAGCCGUGCUUCCUCAGCACAGAUGUUGCUGACGACGAAGGGCGAGCAUUGCAGCCAGAUAUCCACCCUCCAUCACGACACGCUCCACACGCCUCUGCCUUCGGCGGCACGACGUUUUUUUCAGCAUCGGCCCCCUGUGGGCGAAGGGCGAGCAGUGCAGCCGGCAAGUGGCCCCGUUGGUCGCGGCUUUUUUGCCUUGAUCUCAGACUGCCCAUACGAUGAGCCGCAAGCCUUCACUCGCUGUCGAAGGCCUCUGCAGAGGGGCCUGGUAUCUCGCGCGAUGAUCAGGUGCCAAGCAAGGGCUUGUCAGCAUCCUGAAAUCCGGUUGAGGGCCGAGGGCGAACACCGCAGCCGGCACGCGGACCUCGCACCUCUGGGAUCCAAGCGAAAAAGGGAGGCAGCCGGGACAUUCGCAGACAAAGACCUGUCAGCGACAUCUGAUGUGUGGAAAGCCUGCUUCGGCCAAGAUGGCAACUUCAAGGUCAUCGUAGAAGAGCCCGCGACUGAAGUUCCCAAAGAUCUUGAAGUUGAGGCGAUGGCAAAGCGCACGGAGUUUAAGGUCUGGGCUUCCCUCCUUGCAAAUUGGUCUCCCGUUUUUGAGACGAUGAUCCGCUCCGAUAAGUAUGCAGAGUCGCAACAAGCCCAAGUCGUCAUCCAAGACUUCUCGGCUGGUGCUGUCGAGAUCUUCCUGCGCUUCCUGUAUUGUGGGAGCGUCGAGGGCUCUGCCAGAGCUCUGCUGGAGGUGGCUCGGUUGGCAGACAAGUACCAGGUCAAGGCACUGCAGGAGCUUUGCAUGCGGCUGGUUAAGCGGGCCCUCACAGCCUUCACAGCCUGCGAAAUCUUGGCUUCUGCAGACCGGUUCCACAUGGAUGACUUGCGCGUAGAGGCACUCGAACUCAUCUACACGAAGCCCGAAGAGGCCCUGCAAGAGCGUCCGGCGCUCCGGCAGGAGCUUUUGGAGGAGAUCCUGGGCUCAGGGCUGCUGUGCAUGGAAGCAGAUGCUCUGAGGAAGAUCCUCCAAAGCUGGGGAGGGAAGGACUACGACUCUUUAGCAUCGUUCAUCAGCAUCCGAGUACGUAGUCAGCACACCAACGACGUGCUGGGCACACUUUAUAAGCGUUACAAUCUGGCCGGGACCCGGAAGAAGUGCGUUUUCGUCGGAUGGUGGGUAGUGGUGAUCCUGGGGCCUGAGCAGCGUGAGGCCUAUACCAUGGAACAGCUCCAAAUUAUCGCAUCUGGUCAGGGGAGUUUCGGUGCAUUCACUCUCGGAAAAGGGUGGGUGCAGUGGCUGAUUCCCCAUGCUUGGGUUUACCUGCAGGGCUUUUCCUUCGGCGUUGAUGACGAUUCGGAUUUCGGCAUACCCCCCUCGACAUCCUUCCGGAUCUGGUGCUCCGAAAACGGCGUGAACUGGCACCUAGCUUACGAGUCGCACAAGAAGCUGAUCACCCCAGGCACCUACCUGGCUUGCAAAAGACCUCCAGGCCUUGUAAAGUGGUUCAAACUGGAAGUCCUGGAAAUGGCCUUGCUUCCCCGGUCCGAAAACGUUGUCGAAUCGGACGAUGCUCGCUUGAUCUGGUGCUUUCAGCAUCCGCAUCCGGAGUUGGUGCAGCUGACGAAGGCGAUCGUUGUCCACAAGGAUCUGUCUGCUGCAUCUGACGUUUGGAAUGCCUGCUUCGGCAAGGACGGCAACUUCACGGUCGUCGUGGAAGAGCCCUCGUGCGAAGCUUGUGAGGAUAGUGCAGGUCGGGCGGCGACAAAGCGCGCAGAGUUCAAGGUCUGGUCUUCCCUCCUUGGCAAGUGGUCUCCCGUCUUUGAGAAGAUGGUCGACUCGGACAACUAUGCCGAGUCGCAGAAGUCGGAGGUGGUCAUCACAGACUUCUCGGCCAGUGCUGUUGAGAUCUUCCUGCGCUUCAUGUAUUCAGGGAGCAUUGGGUGCUCUGUGACCUCAAUGGUGGAGGUGACUGCAAUAGCAGACAAAUACCAGGUCGAGGCAUUGCGGUCUUCGUGCUUGCGUCUUGUUCGGCAGGCACUGAAACCUGAGGUAGCGUGUGAGAUCUUCGCUGCUGCAGACCGGUUCUGCAUGGAGAACCUGCGAGCAGAGGCGCUCGAUCUCAUCUUCACCAAGCCGAAAGAGGCCUUGACAAAGCGGCCGAAUCUCCGAGCAGAGCUCUUGGAGGAGAUCCUGGGCUCAGGUCUAUUGUGCAUAGAAGCCGAGGCUCUCAGGAAGACCAUCCAAAGCUGGGGAGGAAAGGACUGUGAGACGCUGACAUCGAUCAUUGACAUCCGAACGAGAAACGAGUUUACGAUAGACGCGCUGGGAGUUCUCUGGUGUCGCUACAAACGAGCCGGCAAGAAGGGCGUCUUUGUGGGCUGUUGGGUGUCGAUCAUGCUGGGCCGUGAGCAGGGGGAAGCCUGCACCGCGGUUGACCUCGAACAAAUAGCGUCCAACGGUUCCAUCCAGCUCACCCUCCGAAAAGGGUGGGUGCAGUGGCUGCUUCCGCAUGCCUCGGUUCAUCUUCAGGGCUUUUUCUUGGUUCAGAAGAUAUCGGACUCGACGUGCUUCCGGAUAUGGUGCUCCAAAGACGGCGUGACCUGGCACCUCGGCUACGAGGCGCACAAGAAGGAGAUCGGACCUCGCAGUUUCCUGGCUUGCAGGAGACCGCCAGGCCUUGUAAAAUGGUUCAAACUGGAAGUGCUGGAAGGCGAGCUUGCCAACUUCAAAUUUUGCAUCUGCGGAUCCAAGCGGAAGAGGGAGACGGAGGCCAUCGUCGCAGACGAGGAUCUUUCUGCCGCAUCUGACGUGUGGAAGGCUUGCUUUGGCAAGGACGGCAAUUUCACAGUCAUCGUGAAAGAAGCAGCGCAUGAUGCUGCCGAAGUCGGCUCGGACAGCUAUGCCGAGUCGCAGAGGUCGCAGGUCGUCAUCACAGACUUCUCGGCCACUGCUGUUGAGAUCUUCCUGCGCUUCAUGUUCUCCGGGAGCGUUGGGGGCUCUGUGACGGCAAUGGUGGAGGUGGCUGCAAUGGCCGACAAAUAUCAGGUGGAGGCGUUGCAGUCUUUGUGCUUGCAACUUGUCCGGCAAGCGCUGAAACCUGAGCUGGCAUGCAAAGUCUUUGCCGCCGCAGACCUCUUUCACGUGGCUGCGAUAAGAACAGAAGCGCUCGAUCUGAUCUUCACCGAGCCUGCGGAGCUCCGCAGGCUCGCUGAAGAUCAGAUCGAGCGCUUCUGUUCUUAUCGCCCUGAAAGCCUGCUGUGCAUAGAAGAGGAAGCGCUGAAAGAGAUCCUCCGUGGCUGGGGCGAGAAGGACUUUGCACACCUCGAGCCGAUCAUUAGCAUCCCGGCUCGCAAUGAGCACAGCCACGAUGUGCUGGGCACGCUCUGGGAUCGCUACGAAAGCGCCGGGUGUAACGGUGCCUUCCUGGGCUGUUGGGUGGUGGUGAUCCUGGGCCUCGAGCAUGCCUUGGAAUUCACUACGGCUCAGCUCGAAAAGAUGGCAUCCAAUCAACAACAUUCCCGAUUCCGACAAGGGUGGGUGCAGUGGCUUCUUCCCCAUUCCCGGGUUCAUCUUCAGGGCUUUUCCUUCAGUGAAGACGUACCGGACUCCGCAUCUUUCCGGAUUUGGUGCUCCGAAGACGGCGCGACCUGGCACCUCGCCUACGAGUCGCAUAGGAAGGAGAUCGGAGCUGGCACUUUCCUGGCUUGCAAAAGACCUCCAAACCCUGUGAAGUGGUUCAAGCUCGAAGUCCUUGAGGGUGAGCAUUUCUAUGACCUCAACAUUCAGGGCAUUUUGCAGACGGGAAGGGAAGCGGUGGAUGACGUGGUGUUCCAUCUGACCGCCUGGGUUGGCUUGCAAGCGGCUGGCCCAGCAAAGAUUUGGCAAGCAGGAGAUGGCACGGAUGGGGCAGACGACAUCAAAACAGCAGAAUUUCGAGUGUGGUCGGUGUUGCUCUCCAAGUGGUCGCCGGUAUUUGACAAAAUGAUAAGUUCGCCGGACUUUGUGGAGGCCAACGAAAGCCAGGUGGUCAUCGCAGACUUCUCGGCGGAUGCUGUGGAGACGUUUCUUCGCUUCCUCUACUCGGGGGCCAUCGAGGGCUCCUUGGCGACGCUGGUGGAGGUGGCAGCCAUGGCGGACAAGUACCAGGUUGAUGAGCUCUUGGUUCUCUGCACGGAGGUCCUCCAAGAGCAACUCACUCAGCGGCCCGACAUGGCGUGCGAGCUCUUCGCUUGUGCCGACCGCUUUCAGGUGGCGAACCUUCGCUUGGAGGCGCUGGAGCAGAUCUGGAUCCAUGCCUCCAAGGCACUGCCCCGCACGCGGCCCAACUUGAGCGCCAAGCUGCUGGACGAGGUAUUGAACUUGGACUUGCUGUGUGCGGAGACGGAAGAGAUUCGUGAGAUUCUGACGAGCUGGGAGGGCAGCAGGAAGCGCAAGGCGACGGUGAUCAAGGAGGAGGAUGCAGGGGACGAGGCAGACCUGUUCGUUGCCACGACGAACAAGCACAUCGAACGAUUGAAUCGUCCAUGGCGGCGCACGCCGGAACACAGCAACAACGUCCUGCAGUCUUUAUGGCUCGACUAUGAAAAAUCUGGCAAGACUGGAGCAUUCUUGGGCUGCUGGGUGUCAAUGGUUCUUGGACCAGACAGUGCACUCUCUGCAAGCCCAUCCCUGCUCGAAGCGUACGCUGCAAAUGUUGAACCGAUAAACCGCUGCAUGGACUAUGUGAUUUGGAUGCUGCCGCACUCCUCUGUAUACAUCAUGGGUUUUUCCUUCCUCCACGAAGUGCUGAGUUUCACGAAGUUCAAGAUCUACUGCUCCGAAGACGGCUCUGCGUGGCACGAGGUGUUUUGCUCUUCUCGACAGAUUCCGAAGGGCGAGGUCGUGGUAUGCAAGAGGCUACCUCACAUGGUGAGGCUCUCAGCUGCCAACCAUGCACGUCUGCAUGCGAGCGUCAUCGACUACAACGUCGUCAUCACAGCCUGCGGCAGAGGAGGCCAAUGGCGCGGUGCACGAGGCCUCCUUCGCCUCCUCCACCAGCGCGGCCUGCGCAGCAGCCUGGUGUCCUUCAACGCGGCCAGCAGCGCUUGCGAACGAGGCGGCGCCUGGCAGUGGUGCUUAACGCUCUUGGCCGAGCUGGCCGCAUCUCAGCAUCGCCCUGACGAAGUUAGCCGCACAGGCGCCGUGACGGCAUUGCAGUCAGGCGGACAUUGGGCCCAGGCGCUAGACACCUCGGAGGCCUUGGGUGCGAACGUCGUGGCGAGAAGUGCGGCGAUGAGAGGGCAGGUUUGGUGGCGAUCCCUGUGCCUGCUGAAGGAGCUCGAGAGCGGCUGCAGGACGGAUGCGGUUUCUUACCUCGCAGCUUUGACUUCCUUGGCCUCAUCAUGGGUGGAGUCGUUGGCCUUGCUGCAGGACCAAAGCCUGCGUCUGGGACUGUCUCUCCAAGCGGCCGUGGCAGCCCUGGGCGCCGGGGCCCGAAGCAGGUACUGGCGCUUAGCACUGGCAUUGCUGUCGUUGCUUGCGCUGCAGCGGAUACGGACCACCGCAGUGGCGCACAGCAUUGCGGAAGCUGCAGGACCUUGGCACCGUGCGACAUCCUUGACAGCCGCCGUGUCGUCUUCCAGGGAAGGAGAUUGGCAAUACAUCAGCAGCCUGCUGCAGCUGAUGCGACGGGCACAAGUACAGAGAAAUGAGUUCAUUUUCAGCUCUGCCACCUCAGCGCUGUCCAAGGCAGCCCGCUGGGGCGAGGCUUUGCUGCUGACUCCGACGAAGCUGGGCAUCGAAGCGAAUCUGAUCUUUCGAGGGGCAUCGCUUCCCCGGGGUGCAUGGCCGCAGGUCCUCGUGCAUGUUGCGGCGCUGUCGCAGGAAGGCCUCGCGCCAAACGCUGUGAUCCUCGGCUCGGGCGCUGACCUCUGCGCGAAGCAGAGUGACUGGCUCCGAGCAGGGAUGCUCCUUGCAGACCUCCGAGGCUCUGGCGUUCGCUGUGACACCGUAGCGGUCAAUGCAGCCCUCGGUCCCAGCUGGAGUGACGCCAUCGCUUUGAGCAACGACGCGCUCGCUCGCGGUCUCGACGCCAACGUUGCAACGUACGGCGCCCUCAUUGGUGCUUGCGAGACUCCGGGCCGGUGGGAGACAUCUCUGCAGCUCCUUCAGAAAGCCGCCAGGGCAGCUGUGGCAGACGGGAUCAGCUUCCAGUCCGCCAUCGCUGCUUGCGCCUAUGCUGGGUUCAGCUUCCAGUCGACCAUCGCUGCCUGCGCAGAUGCGGAGCACCGAGACGAGCAGAGCCAGAAAAGCGGCACCUACCGAGAGGCCUCACCGACGGUGCGGAAGAAGAAGAAAAGGUCCAAGAAGGUGCGGCUGCAUCCUAUCGAUACCCUUCAAUGUAGUCCCACAUUGAGCUGA
Messenger RNA from Symbiodinium sp. CCMP2592, 6399 nucleotides. Lineage: Eukaryota; Dinophyceae; Suessiales; Symbiodiniaceae. The record is from the annotation of a GenBank genome assembly.